Molecule: messenger RNA, 435 nt
Organism: Penicillium angulare
Lineage: Eukaryota; Fungi; Ascomycota; Eurotiomycetes; Eurotiales; Aspergillaceae
Exons: 1
Coding region: 1-435 (144 amino acids)
Source: RefSeq, a predicted model, not a curated record
AUGGACACCACUCUCACGAGUCUCUCGUCCAAAGCUGGGGUCAUACUGUUGGCAAACAUGGAGAUUGUGGAGGUUGUGUCUAUGUUCUCUAUCGGCGCUUACAAUGCCCUUGAAAUUGCGAUCAUCACUUUCAAUGCAUUUGACAGAUAUCGCGGACUGUACUUCUGGAGUAUGCAGGUCGCCUCGUGGGGCAUCGUGCUGCACUCCAUCUCGGCCAUGGUCCGGUUUGUCUCCCAGGCAUCUGGUCUUGCAAUGUCAAUCCCAUUCUUGCUGGGUUGGUGCGCCAUGGUGACUGGUCAAGCUGUUGUGCUCUACUCACGGCUGCAUUUGGUGGUUUUCGACAGAUACAAGAUGCGCUGGACUCUGUGGAUGAUCGUCCUCAAUGCAGUGAUCUUGCAUAUCCCAAUGAGCAUCUUGUUUCUUGGCAUUGGCUAG